Molecule: messenger RNA, 3294 nt
Organism: Pezoporus flaviventris
Lineage: Eukaryota; Metazoa; Chordata; Aves; Psittaciformes; Psittacidae
Product: rab proteins geranylgeranyltransferase component A 2-like
Exons: 15
Coding region: 76-2031 (651 amino acids)
Biological process (GO): intracellular protein transport; protein geranylgeranylation; small GTPase-mediated signal transduction
Cellular component (GO): nucleus; cytosol; cytoplasm
Molecular function (GO): GDP-dissociation inhibitor activity
Source: RefSeq, a predicted model, not a curated record
GCAGCGCCCGGAAGCUUUGGCCGCUGUGCCCCCUAUUUCCGGCAGCGCCGGCCACAUGACGGUGCUCCUCCCAAGAUGGCGGACAACCUGCCCUCGGAGUUUGAUGUGGUGGUGAUAGGGACCGGUUUGCCUGAGUCUAUUAUUGCAGCGGCAUGUGCUAGAAGUGGCCAGAGAGUUCUUCAUGUUGAUUCGAAAAAUUACUAUGGUGGAAACUGGGCCAGCUUUAGUUUUUCAGGAUUAUUGUCCUGGAUUAAAGAAAAUCAGCAAAAGACUGGUAUCAGUGAUGCAUGUGAAGACUGGGGAAAACUGAUCCUUGAGAAUGAAGAAGUUAUUUCUCUUAGCAAGAAGGAUAAAACUAUUCAACAUGUAGAAGAUUUCUGUUUUGGCGAUCAGGAUUCAGCUGAAAAUGUUGAAGAAGCCGGUGCAUUGCUGAAGCUGCCUGCCUUUGGAGCCUCUGAUGUUGACGGGGUUGCUCAGGAAUCAGAAAAGGAGUGCACACCGGUGGAGAACACCUUAGCAGAGGUGGAGAGCCAGGAACCAGAAAAGGCGACAGGCACAGAGCCAGCAAGCACAGUAGAAGGGAAUGAUCCAGAAAUAACCUCUGAGAAUGAAAGUUCUCAUAGUACGGCUUUAGAAGAGUCCACUCCCAAAACUGGAUCUGCACCCUCAGAAAGUUCUGCCCAAGGACCAAAGGAAAUCACAUAUGCCCAAAUUGUUAGAGAAGGCAGAAGGUUUAAUAUUGAUUUAGUUUCCAAGUUGCUGUACUCCCGAGGUCUGUUAAUUGACCUCCUGAUCAAGUCGAACGUUAGCAGAUAUGCAGAGUUUAAAAAUGCAACACGAAUUCUUGCAUUUCGAGAAGGAAAAGUAGAACAGGUACCUUGUUCUAGAGCAGAUGUCUUCAACAGCAGACAGCUCACUAUGGUGGAAAAGAGAAUGCUAAUGAAAUUUCUGACAUUUUGUUUGGACUAUGAACAGCACCCUGAAGAAUACCAAGACUACGAGAACAGUACAUUUGCUCAGUUCUUAAGAACACGGAAGUUAACACCAAGUUUGCAGCACUUCAUUCUUCACUCUAUUGCAAUGGUUUCAGAGACUGAUUGCAGCACUCUUGAAGGUCUUCAGGCAACAAAAAAGUUUCUUCAGUGCCUUGGCCGCUAUGGCAAUACACCAUUUUUGUUUCCACUGUAUGGUCAAGGAGAGAUCCCACAGUGCUUCUGUAGGUUGUGUGCUGUAUUUGGUGGUAUCUAUUGUCUUCGCCAUUCUGUGCAGUGCCUUGUAGUGGACAAAGAAUCUGGACGAUGCAAAGCUAUUGUGGAUCAUUUUGGACAAAGAAUAAGUGCUAACUAUUUUAUUGUGGAAGAUAGUUAUCUUUCAGAGAGCACAUGCGCAAAUGUGUGUUACAGGCAGAUCUCCAGGGCAGUGCUCAUUACAGACCAGUCUGUGCUAAACACAGAUGCAGAGCAGCAGGUUUCCAUUUUGACAGUGCCUCCAGAGGAGGUAGGGAAACCAGCAGUUUGUGUCAUUGAGUUGUGCUCUUCAACCAUGACAUGCAUGAAGGAGACUUAUUUAGUCCAUUUAACCUGUCCAUCAACUAAAACUGCUAGGGAAGAUUUAGAACCUGUUGUACAGAAGUUAUUCAAUCUAAAUGCAGAAAAAGAGACUGAAAAUGAAGAACUGGAAAAACCCAGAGUGCUCUGGGCCGUCUACUUCAACAUGAGAGAUUCUUCAGGAGUUGAGAAGAAGUCAUACGAUGGCUUGCCCUCUAAUGUUUAUGUCUGUUCUGGACCAGACUCUGCUUUAGGAAAUGACUGUGCUGUUAAACAGGCUGAGACCAUUUUCCAUGAAAUGUUUCCUACAGAGGAAUUUUGUCCACCACCACCGAAUCCGGAAGAUAUUAUUUAUGAUGAAGAUGAGAUUGCACCAGAAGAGUCUGGAUUCAGUAAUUCCCCAGAGACAAAACCUGAAUCCUCAACUGAGGAAAGCAGUAGCGGAGGUAGUAGUGCUGUUAAGAAGGAAGAUAACGAAGAAUGAGUUAACACUGUUCUCUUAGUAGAAGAGGAGGUUGACCCAAACUAGAAUGUAAGGGAGGAAGGGUAAGAAAAAGAGGUUUAAAAAUCCCAUAGCUGUAUUAUUUGCAAUUGCCUUACUUUCCUUAGCUUGAAUAAUCUUUUUUCAUCAGAUAGCUUCAUUGAUAGCUGAGACAUUUCUAAGUAGGUCCACCAUAUCCAGGGGUGUUUGUAGCUAAGCAGAAAACAUAGAACAAAGCAUUUGAAUUUAAAAUGUUAAAAUAGGAUUUAUGAUCUGUUGAGAUAAUUUCUUUUCAUUUUACAUCUUGAAAGGAAUCCUCCACCUUUUAAAAGUGAACAAUUUGAAACUAAUCAAAAUUGUGCAAGUUUGUUUACCAGUCAGAUGAUGAUCUUGUGAUAGAAUGUAUCAAAGUUCAACUAAAAGUCAUUGGACCAGUGCUAAUGAAACAGUGGAAGGUGAGCUUCACAAUCUGUUCUUCAAAGCGGUUUUAUGAAUGGAACUUAAAGGCAAUAUAUUGACAGUUCUGGAGUAGGUUUAGAAUAUGUAAUAGAUGUCAUGUUUAAUUUGUAUAAUGCAAAAUUUUUGUAUAGUUCUAAAACUGAUGCCGUAAUUCAGAAGCAAAUGCAACCCAAUAGAUGUUCCUCACAUGAAAAUAUUUUACGUUUGAAUUUUAUUUUUGUUCAGUAAGGCUUAAUGGAUCAUUCAUUGUCACUAGUGACUUAAUUUGCUGUAGUCAGGAAAAUAGCACAAUUUAAACUUCAUGCAAGAAUUCCCAACAAAAUGUAAAAUCAUAAAUGGAGUGUACCGGGUGUUAGUUGCCCUGGAUUUGUUGCAGUGUUUGGGCCUUUAACAAUUAACAAAGUUAAUUUUUUGAAGUAUGAUGUCUAAGAAGUUUAGAUGAUGAUUAGUUGAAGGGUUUUGUAGCAGGGAGAAGGUUCAACUGAUGAUUCCAAAGGAUUUUACUGAUCCUGGUUAAUAGGAUUAAAAUUAGCAUGGUAGCUGUAAAUGAUGUGUUUUGUAAUGAUAAAUCAUAAAGCAUUUAUACAAUAAAAUUUAUUGAAAUAUUUAUAAGCUGUUUGUAUGAAAAAUUACAAAAUGAGAAAGCUGUUGUAAAUGACUAUGAUAAACUUGCACUUCUGAACAAUGCUUGAAAUUAGGCAUUCAGAUGGUGAAUAACAUUUAGAAUUUACUUAAAUCUUUACCAUAAAAUGUGCACCCAAUAGAUGAGUAGUGUAUCGAAAUAAAGAGACAAGUGAUUUUUGAUGA